Trichomycterus rosablanca is the source of this 5093-nucleotide messenger RNA. RefSeq names its product mediator complex subunit 14 (gene med14). The coding region runs from base 189 to 4478 and encodes 1429 amino acids. The transcript has 30 exons. Gene Ontology annotation, cellular component: core mediator complex; mediator complex. Gene Ontology annotation, molecular function: transcription coregulator activity. The record is from RefSeq and is a predicted model, not a curated record. Lineage: Eukaryota; Metazoa; Chordata; Actinopteri; Siluriformes; Trichomycteridae. Gene Ontology annotation, biological process: regulation of transcription by RNA polymerase II.
UGGCGGACUGGAGCCAUGAUAUCUCUUACGACUGAUUCAGUUGCUGGUUUAGGGAUCAUUUCCAUGGGUUGAAGGAGUAUUUAGAUCAGACAGGAUCGUUAGAAACUGUACAUCUAAUUAGCAGUGAUUGAUCAGGAAGCGGUUAGAGUCUGAACUGCGGGGAUUCUCACAAAUACAGAGUGUGUAAAAUGGCUCCAGUGCCGAUCGGUAUAGAGGGCCAGCUGGUGCCGUUCGGGGGGGUAAACUCAGCACCGCAGCCUCCCCCUGGAGCCCCGGCCACUCCGGUUGUCCGCCUCAGCCUCCUCAUCGAAUUUCUGCUCCAGCGGACCUACCAUGACAUUACUCUACUUGCCGAGCUACUUCCACGGAAAACAGACAUGGAAAGGAAAAUUGAAAUAGUUCAGUUUGCCAGUCGGACACGGCAGCUCUUUGUAAGGCUCCUAGCUCUUGUUAAAUGGGCGAGCAAUGCUGGAAAAGUGGAGAGAUGUGCGAUGAUUUCUGCAUUCUUGGACCAGCAAGCUGUCCUGUUUGUUGACACAGCUGAUAGAUUGGCAUCAUUAGCCAGAGAUGCCUUAGUUCAUGCUCGCUUACCUAGCUUUGCCAUUCCUUUUGCUAUUGAUGUCCUGACCACAGGGUCAUACCCACGUCUUCCCACAUGCAUCCGAGACAAAAUAAUUCCUCCUGAUCCAAUCACCAAAGUAGAAAAGCAGUCAACACUUAACCAGCUAAACCAAAUUCUGCGUCAUCGGCUUGUCACCACUGACCUGCCCCCUCAGCUUGCUAACCUGACUGUUGCCAAUGGACGAGUAAAGUUUCGGGUGGAGGGUGAGUUUGAAGCCACGUUAACGGUGAUGGGAGAUGACCCGGAUAUUCCGUGGAGGUUGCUGAAGUUGGAGAUCCUUGUUGAGGACAACGAGACAGGAGAUGGCCGGGCACUGGUGCACAGCAUGCAGGUGAACUUUAUCCAUGAGCUGGUACAGUCACGCUUGUUUGCUGAUGAAAAGCCACUUCAGGACAUGUACAACUGCCUACACUCAUUCUGCCUGUCCCUGCAGCUGGAGGUGCUCCACUCUCAGGCACUGAUGCUGAUCAGAGAGCGCUGGGGAGAUUUAGUACAGGUGGAGCGUUACUUUCCUUCAAAGUGCCUCUCCCUGGCUGUCUGGAAUCAACAGGUGCUGGGUCGCAAGACAGGAACUGCACCCGUGCACAAGGUCACCAUCAGGAUAGACGAGACGGACGAAUCCAAGCCGUUGCAGAUUUCACAUGAGCCUCCGCUUCCAGCCUGCGAUUCCAAACUGAUGGAAAGAGCCAUGAAGAUUGAUCAUCUUUCAGUGGAAAAGCUUUUAAUCGACAGCGUUCAUGCUCGUUCCCAUCAGAAACUGCAGGAACUCAAAGCCAUACUGAAAAGUGUCAAUCCCAAUGAUAACUCAUUCAUUGAGACUGCUCUUCCAACUUUGGUCAUUCCCAUUCUGGAACCCUGUGGAAGGUCUGAGUGUCUACACAUAUUUGUCGACUUGCACUCUGGAAUGUUUCAGCCCAUGUUAUACGGAAUUGAUCAAUCCCUGCUGGAUGAGAUUGAGAAAAGCAUUAAUGAUGACAUGAAGCGAAUUGUCACAUAUUUACAGCAGUUAAAGUUUUGGUUGGGUGAGCAGCGGUGCAAGCAGUCUGUGAAGCAUCUACCCACAGUGUGUACAGAUUUUCUGCACCUAUCAAACUCUGCCACGCAUCCUGUAGGAAACCUGUCAAAACACAGGCUCUUCAUCAGACUCACCCGUCUUCCACAAUAUUACAUUGUGGUUGAAAUGUCUGAUGUCCCUAGCAGCCCCACCGAGCUGCAGUAUAAGUACUAUUUCCUGUCAGUAAGUCAGCAGGAGAAUGAGGAUGGACUGCCCUGCGCACAACUACUGCAGCAGUUCAAGCCCAAACUGGAGGAGCUGGUGCAGGACUUAUCCUCUGGACGUAUGCUCCGGCCUGGCACCAAGCGCAAGCUGUCUGGAGAGCAUGGUGCUGCUGAACCUAAAAAGCCCAAGCGUUCUGGGGAGAUGUGUGCCUUCAAUAAAGAGCUGGCUCACCUGGUAGCCAUGUGUGACACCAACAUGCCUCUUAUUGGCUUGCGCUGUGAGCUAUCCAGUAUGGAGAUUCCUCAUCAAGGGGUUCAGGUUGAAGGAGAUGGCUGCAGUCAUGCUAUUCGUCUUCUCAGGGUGCCACCUGCUAAAGGUGUAAGUGAGGAGACAAGAAAGACCCUGGAACGGUCUCUGCUGGACUGUACUUUCAGAUUGCAGGGUCGUAACAAUCGCACCUGGGUGGCAGAGCUGGUCUUUGCCAACUGCCCACUCAACAGCACCUCAGCUAAAGAGCAGGCCUCUACACGACACGUCUACCUGAUGUAUGAAAAUCCACUGUCCGAACCCGUGGGAGGACGGAAGGUGGUGGAAAUGUUUCUGAAUGACUGGAACAGCAUUAGCCAGCUGUAUGAAUGUGUGCUGGAGUUCUCCCGUGCUCUGCCUGAAAUGCCUUCCUAUUUAAGCCUCUUCUCUGAAAUACGGUUGUAUAAUUAUCGGAAACUGGUCCUGUGUUAUGGUAACACCAAAGGCAGCUCUGUGACGAUUCAGUGGAACUCAGUGACUCACCGUUUCCACCUUGCUCUGGGUACGGUUGGGCCAAACUCGGGCUGUAGCAACUGCCACAACAUCAUUCUCCAUCAGCUCCAGGAGAUGUUUAACAAGACCCCCAAUGUGGUGCAGCUACUACAGGUGCUGUCAGACACACAGGCUCCUUUGAAUGCCAUCAACAAGCUGCCCACUGUGCCCAUGCUUGGUCUGACCCAGAGGACCAACACAGCCUACCAGUGCUUCUCUAUCCUACCCCAGUCACCCACCCACAUUCGCCUGGCCUUCCGCAACAUGUACUGCAUCGACAUCUACUGCCGCAGUCGAGGUGUAGUGGCCAUCCGUGACGGUGCCUACAGCCUCUUCGAUAACACCAAAAUUGUGGAGGGCUUCUAUCCAGCUCCUGGACUGAAGACAUUCUUAAACAUGUUUGUGGACAGCAACCAGGAUGCCCGGCGGCGUUCAGUCAAUGAGGAUGACAACCCGCCCUCACCAGUGGGUGGAGACAUGAUGGAUACCCUCAUGCCUCACAUGCAGCCUCAACAGACAAUUAGAGGCCCAGGGGUUUACCCUCCUCUAACUUCACCACCUGCUCCUUACCAUAGCAAUGUGGCCCCAUCACCCUCCAUGAUGCCAACGCAUUCACCAGGGAACAUCCACGCUGCCAGUUCCCCUAGUGGAGCUCUGCGGGCGCCCUCGCCCUUCGGCCCCACACCAUCUCCCUCCUCUUUGGGCAUUUCUAUGGGCCAGACCUCCAACUUUGCCAGCCCACAUGGAGCUUUGGAUCCCAGUUCUCCAUACCCCAUGGUGUCUCCCAGUCAGAGGACAGGCACUUGGCCUGGCUCUCCUCAAGUCUCUGGUCCUUCCCCCCGUAUCCAUGGCAUGUCUCCUGGCAACCCGUCUCUCCAUUCACCCAUUCCAGAUGCUUCUCACUCUCCUCGCGCUGGCACUAGUUCCCAAGUUAUACCAAGCAGUAUGCCUCCACCUCGUAAGCUACCUCAGCGCUCCUGGGCUGCCUCCAUUCCUACGAUUCUCACUCACAAUGCCUUGCACGUACUAUUACUGCCUUCACCCAAUGUGAGUCUGGUGCCGGGCCUGGCUGGUAGCUACCUGUGCUCGCCACUUGAGCGCUUCCUGGGCUCAGUCAUCAUGAGAAGGCAUCUGCAAAGAAUUAUUCAGCUGGAACCAAACCUCUCUAUUGUGAACUCCAACGAGCCUGGAGUUAUCAUGUUCAAAACGGAGGUGCUGAAAUGUCGAGUAGCUUUAAAUCCAAAGAGCUACCAGACUCUGCAGCUAAAGGUCACACCAGAGAACACUGGACCCUGGUCACAAGAAGAGCUGCAGGUUCUGGAAAAGUUCUUUGAAACCAGGGUUGCAGGUCCACCCUUUAAGUACAACACUUUGAAUGCCUUCACCAAACUACUGGGUGCUCCCACCAACAUCCUUAGAGACUGUGUACGAAUAAUGAAGCUCGAAUUGUUCCCUGAGCAGGCGGCCCAACUUAAAUGGAAUGUGCAGUUCUGUCUGACCAUCCCACCCAGCGCUCCUCCCAUUGCCCCUCCAGGAACCAUUGCAGUAGUGCUGAAGACUAAGAUGCUUUUCUUUCUUCAGCUGACCCAGAGAGUGCCGGUACCUCAGGAGCCUAUUAGCAUCAUUGUGCCCAUCGUUUAUGACAUGGCUACAGGACUGACACAACAGGCUGACAUCCCCCGUCAGCACAGCUCCUCUGGGGCGGCUGCCCUCAUGGUCAGCACCAUCCUCAGGAGAUUUAAUGAGCUCCACCCAGUUCGACAAGGAGAAUGUACCAUAUUUGCCUCUGUUCAUGAACUCAUGACUAAUCUGACGCUGACGCCUGGUACACGACCAUGAUCUAGUGAACCCAUCAAGUUUAAACCCAUCAAGUUUGCUGUAAAGAACACAUGGCUCUCAGCUACAGCCAGUGAAGAUUUCUUCAGGUGUACAAAAUUCUGUCUUGCAAGAAAGAAACUAUGAGUGAACUAAAGACUUUUAUUUGCUUGUCAGGUUUUGUAAAUGAAUAGAUGAAGGACAGUGCAUCUGUGAAUGUACUUGUUAAAAGUCCUCAGCAUACUUCUAUGAAUUCAGGACAUGACAGAAAGAGGACAGUUUAUUUUUGUUUGAUGCACUUCUUGAAUAAAGGUCUAAAAUGAAAAACAAGUGGGUUUGUUUACCUUCAACUGUAAAUGUUUUUUGUUAUUAUUAUUAUUCUAUUGUCCCUGCCUUUAAACAAGCAUUUUGCAAAAAAGAAAAACUUCAUUUUUAUAAUUCAAUUAUCAAUGCUGUGUUGAUACUGGAGUUGUAUUCUUUAUGAUGACACUAUUUAAUGUAUUUUUUAUGCGAUAUCUUUGACCUCUUGACUUAUCCUGUCCUGUUGACACUGUAAAUAUUUUCAUACUUUAUAAAUAAGCCCUAUUUUCUAAUGACUGCAUUUAAAUCUUGGGAAAUGGUAGCUUAUGCCUCUGUCUU